This is a messenger RNA of Miscanthus lutarioriparius, 729 nucleotides long. Lineage: Eukaryota; Viridiplantae; Streptophyta; Magnoliopsida; Poales; Poaceae. The record is from the annotation of a GenBank genome assembly.
AUGGUCCGUGGACCUGUGCAGUUUGGGUGGAUGUACCCCAUUGAACGGCGCUUGUAUACAUUGAAAAGGUCAGUUAGGAACAAGGCACGCCCAGAAGGCUCAAUUGCAGAGGCUUAUGUGGCAAAUGAAGCCCUCACAUUUUGCUUGAGAUAUAUGGAUGAUGUAGAGACAAGGUUUAAUCGACUCCCAAGAAAUGUUGGAUUUUCAGAUCAAUCAGCCUAUACUGUUGAUGUUUUUGGGCAUGGUGUUAAUCUUAUUGGUGCAUUUGAUCUUUCAUACUCCGAGGAACUUGAUAAGUUGGCUUGGUAUGUUCUCCAUAAUUGUGAUCAGGCUGAGAAGUACAUAAAAAAGUUUAAAGAUGAAUUGACAGAAGUAGGGGUGCAGGCUGCAGACCUUGGAAGAAGGACAGAGCAUGGAUUUGCGAGUUGGUUCAGGAAUUAUAUGUGGAGGUUGAAUGCAUCAGAAGAGGUAGAUGAUGAUAUAUUUGCCCUAGCUUGUGGCCCUGACCUUAGAGUUAGAUCAUACUCCACAUGUGUUGUCAAUGGUGUGCGAGUUGAUGAGGCUGGCCUUCUUGUUGAUGCUGCUGAGGUUGCUCGACUUAGAAAGGAAAAUGAAUCAAAGACUACUAGUGAAGAUGAAGAGGGUGAUGAGGUAGAGGAUGACACACUGAUGGAGUACUUGAGUGAAGAAGAAGCUGUCCCUGUUGAGGUUGAUAGCGAUGAUGAGUAG